CAAUUUUUCUAUGUACGUUAUCGUCGUCGUCGUCUUCUUCCUCUCUCUCUCUCUGCAAAUCACUUUUUUCACUCUUAUUUCUAAGCCCUCCAUUUUCGCUUCUCUCCGUUAACUCAUCAUGAUCUUCCAACUUCAGCCAACGCUCUACUAUAAAGGCCUCUAAUCUCCAUUCCUCUUUUGCUUCUGCAACUCCUAUUCGACACCGCCGGCGAGUUUUUUUUUUUUUUUUUUUGGACGACGGUGAUGUUGGAAAGUAGUAUCAUGGCACGAGUAUCGGGACGGAGUUGGAGAAGUGAGCUUUUGGAUUUCUAGAUGAAUGACUGUGAUUUGUUGUUGUGAUUGCAUUUUGGUUUCUGUUGUUUUGAUUGAUGGCUUCCACGAAUUCACCGCCCAACAUUGAUGCUUCGGCGUUGACGGAUGAUUUAGUGACGAAAGCUUUGAAUAAACGGUAUGAGUGCCUUGUAACUGUUCGAACGAAGGCAAUUAAGGGGAAAGGGGCUUGGUAUUGGGCUCAUUUGGAGCCUGUUCUUAUAAGAAAUCCUAGUAAUAGUCUUCCGAAAGCGGUGAAGCUCAAGUGUUCUUUGUGCGAUUCUGUUUUCUCGGCUUCGAACCCUUCGCGGACUGCAUCUGAGCAUUUGAAACGAGGCACUUGUCCUAAUUUGAGCUCCAUUUCAAGGUCUAAUGCUACGGCGUCGCCGUUGCCGAUAUCGUCCAUUCCUUCUCCGACAUUGCACAACCACAAGAAGCGAAGCUCUCAAAUGAAUGCUCCGAUUCUCACUGCUUCCUAUCAGGUACAUUCUCUUGCCAUGAUUGAGCCAACGCGUUCCUAUGCUCCGUUAAUUUCCUCGCCGCCGACGCCGGUGGCUCAAAAUCCGGUUGGGAUGGCGAGUAAGAUGGAGGUGAAUCAGCAUCAGUUGGUGUUAUCAGGUGGGAAAGAUGAUUUAGGUGCACUAGAAAUGCUGGAAAACAGUGUCAAGAAACUGAGGAGUCCACAUGCCUCACCUGGACCAAGGUUAAGUAAGGAACAAAUUGAUUCUGCAAUCGAAUUACUGACGGAUUGGUUUAUCGAGUCGUGUGGGUCAGUAUCUCUUUCCUGCCUUGAGCAUCCGAAGUUUAAAGCCUUGCUUAGUCAGAUGGGCUUGCCUUCAUUACUUCGAACCGACAUUUUAGGAGCUCGGCUCGAUUCCAAGUUUGAGGAGGCCAAAGUUGAUUCAGAAGCCAGGAUUAGAGAUGCUUCGUUUUUCCAGAUCGCUUCGGAUGGGUGGAAGAAUAAGAACUGCUGUGGCUAUUACUGUAGCGAAGAGAGUGUAGUUAAAUUUAUGGUUAAUCUUCCAAAUGGUUCUACGAUGUUCCAAAAAGCAUUGUUUACAGGGGGAUUGGUGUCACCCAAGUAUGCGGAAGAGGUUAUUUUAGAUACGGUCAAUGAGAUUUGUGGGAAUAGUCUGCAGAGAUGUGUGGGGAUAAUAGCAGAUAGGUAUAAGGGCAAGGCAUUGAGGAAUUUGGAGAUGAAGAAUCAUUGGAUGGUAAAUCUCUCUUGCCAGCUUCAGGGUUUUAUUUGUUUGAUAAAGGAUUUUAACAAAGAGCUUCCACUUUUCAGGGUAGUCACUGAAAAUUGCUUGAAGGUUGCAAACUUUGUAAACACCAAAUCUCAAGUUAGGAAUUGUUUAAACAAGUAUAAGGUGCAGGAGCUAGAAGGUCGAUGGUUGCUUCACGUUCCUUCGCCAAAUUGUGACACAUCCAAAAACUUCUCACCUGUUUAUGCAAUGCUUGAUGAUAUGCUUAGCUCUGCUCAUGUCCUUCAAAUGGUUGUGUUAGACGAAUCUUAUAGGUUAGCAUGCAUGGAGGAUCCACUCGCUUCUGAGGUUUCAAGUCUGAUACAAAAUGAACGCUUUUGGGAUGAAGUGGAGGGAGUUCAUUCACUUGUGAAAAUGAUCCGAGGGAUGGCUCAAGAGAUUGAAGCCGAAAGGCCACUGAUUGGUCAAUGCUUGCCUCUCUGGGAGGAGCUGAGAACAAAAGUGAAGGAAUGGUGUGCUAAGUUCAGCAUAGCUGAAGGGCCAGUGGAGAAAAUUGUAGAAAAGCGGUUUAGGAAAAAUUAUCAUCCAGCAUGGUCUGCUGCAUUUAUACUGGACCCGCUUUACUUGAGGAGGGACAUAAAUGGGAAAUAUCUUCCACCCUUCAAGUGCCUUUCACAAGAGCAAGAAAAGGAUGUUGAUUCGCUUAUUGACCGGUUGGUAUCCAGGGAAGAAGCUCAUGUCGCAUUCAUGGAGCUUAUGAAAUGGAGAUCCGAGGGGCUAGAUCCACUUUAUGCUCAGGCAGUUCAGGUCAAACAACUAGACCCUUUAACCGGAAAGAUGAAAAUUGCCAACCCACAGAGUAGGCGACUUGUCUGGGAAACUUGCCUAAGUGAGUUCAAGACCCUUGGUAAGGUUGCACUGAGGCUUAUUUUCCUUCAUUCAACAUCUUGUGGCUACACGUGUAAGUGUUCUAUCUUGAAUUUGGUUUGCUCACAUCGGCACUCGAGGAUCGGCUUGGAGAGAGCUCAGAAGAUGGUAUUUGUUGCAGCUCAUACCAAGCUUGAAAGGAAAGACUUCUCUAAUGAGGAUGACAAAGAUGCAGAACUAUUUGCAAUGGCGGAUGGUGAAAAUGACAUGCUCAAUGAGGUCUUUUCUGAUGCACCCUCAAUUACAAGGCUGGAUGUGUUUGAUCGAAUAGAACCAGAGUUGUCGAAGUCAACCUCGGACUAGGUACUAUGUUUGCAGCUGAAGAUGCACUUCUCCGAUAGAAUCCCAGAUAUAUCUCCUGUUGUGCCUACUUUUGUUGCUUUUUGAGCCCAACUGUGAUGAGUGGAUGUCUAUCUCAAUGCUGUUGUAGAUGUCAUGGUCAAAGAAAAGACAUUUACAAGUGAAAUUUCCACCUGAAAGUUGAACUUUGAAGAUUCGUAGAUUAUUGGUUAGCCUUGGCAUGAUUGCUAAAAAGUCUUGAGCAAAGGGCGAGCAAGGAGGCUGUCGGCAUGAGUAUGCACAUAGCAAGGCCGAAGGGGAUGUGGCAGCGAACUUGAAUUGAUGUUGCAUGUAUGGUUCAGAAAACAACUUUGACAACACAAAGCAGGUAGAUAUUGAUUUAAGAGAAUGGAGGAGGUUCUAGAUCUCAAAGGAUCCAGUAUGCUAAAUUUUCCAAUUUAUCUUUUAUGAUGGUAAGAAUAAAAUCUUUUUGGUAGUUUAUCUUGAUCUAUCUUUCUCAUAA
Cucurbita maxima (winter squash) is the source of this 3243-nucleotide messenger RNA. RefSeq lists its product as uncharacterized. The transcript is spliced from 4 exons. The record is from RefSeq and is a predicted model, not a curated record. NCBI's taxonomy places the organism in Eukaryota, Viridiplantae, Streptophyta, Magnoliopsida, Cucurbitales, Cucurbitaceae. Bases 369 to 2744 code for a protein of 791 amino acids.